Molecule: messenger RNA, 922 nt
Organism: Lampris incognitus (smalleye Pacific opah)
Lineage: Eukaryota; Metazoa; Chordata; Actinopteri; Lampriformes; Lampridae
Product: transmembrane emp24 domain-containing protein 6-like
Exons: 4
Coding region: 71-814 (247 amino acids)
Biological process (GO): intracellular protein transport; endoplasmic reticulum to Golgi vesicle-mediated transport; Golgi organization
Cellular component (GO): Golgi apparatus; endoplasmic reticulum; endoplasmic reticulum-Golgi intermediate compartment
Source: RefSeq, a predicted model, not a curated record
GCUACACACACACCUUUUAAUUCAACUUUUGAAAAGGUGAUUCAAAAAAAAAAUUUGUAUUUCCCCAACCAUGUUUAGGAGGAUUCCCUGGGUUGUUGCCGUGUUGUUGGGUCUGGUUUGUGCCGGUCCCAAGAGAGAUCUUCGCCCUGGCAUGACUGACCAGGAUCUGUUCUGGGGAGCGGACCAGUAUGACUUCUCCAUUGUGCUUCCUGCGUCGGGGAUGGAGUGUUUCUGGCACUUCGCUCACCAAGGAGAGCAAUUCUACCUGACCUUCAUGGUCCAGUGGGUGACUGGGGUCGGCCAUGACAGGCACUUGUCAGUUACCGUCAACACUCCCAGCAGUCUGCUGGUGUCCAGUGUUGAUGACGCAACCGGUCAGAUCAACUUUAAGACUGAGGAGACAGGGUUCUACCAGAUGUGCUUCAACAACUUCCACAACCGAUUUGGCACCAUGCAGGUCUUCCUGAACUUUGGUGUCUACUAUGAAGGCGCUAAGGACACUGCAUCACAAAAGGAGGAAGAGAGGAAGAUGAAAGAGCAAGCUGGAAAGGACCUGAACAACACACUGACUACCAUAGAGGAGACCUCCCAUAGGGUGGUGAGACACGUGUUCCACAUGUUCCGCUACUACAACUUUGGCCUAAUGAGGAAAAGCGCUGACUACUACCUCCUGCUGUCUAACUCUCAGUAUGUGAUGUACUGGUCUGCAGCACAGAGCCUGGUCAUUGUUGUGGCCGGCUACCUCCAGCUUCACUUCCUUAAGAGACUCUUCAACAGCAAACCCAGUGCAGAGGCAGAGAAGCCAUGCUGCUGACACCCUCACAGACCAUUCACAUAGUUUCAUUCAAACAGAGGGUGAACUCCUUCCAUGCCUCUGCUGAAGCUCAAUAAAACAGUUUUACAGUGUCAUCUCAUUCCAGUG